This is a messenger RNA of Monopterus albus (swamp eel), 2016 nucleotides long. Its product is annotated as flotillin-2. Gene Ontology annotation, biological process: regulation of myoblast differentiation; protein localization to plasma membrane. Lineage: Eukaryota; Metazoa; Chordata; Actinopteri; Synbranchiformes; Synbranchidae. The transcript is spliced from 11 exons. The coding region runs from base 183 to 1469 and encodes 428 amino acids. The record is from RefSeq and is a predicted model, not a curated record. Gene Ontology annotation, cellular component: plasma membrane; flotillin complex; cytoplasmic vesicle. Gene Ontology annotation, molecular function: protease binding.
CCCCACGUUGACACGUUACGUCAGUCCGGCGUCGUUAGGUGGAGCGGGGGCUGUUGUUGUUGCUGCUGUCGUCGUUCGGGACGUGAAAUCACAUUUAAACCGUUGAGACUCGGAAUAAACAACUGACACCGUCUGUAUACCACUGCUCGGUAGUUUGUUUCCUUUUGCUGCCUUGAGUCAACAUGGGAAACUGUUUGACAGUGGGGCCAAAUGAAGCUCUGGUGGUCUCCGGUGCUUGUUGUGGCUCUGAUGCGAAGACUUAUGUUGUGGGAGGCUGGGCCUGGGCCUGGUGGCUCAUCUCAGACACUCAAAGGAUGACCCUGGAGAUCAUGACCCUGCAGCCGCGAUGUGAGGAUGUGGAGACAGCAGAGGGGGUCGCCAUCACUGUCACUGGGGUGGCUCAGGUGAAAGUCAUGACCGAGCAAGAUUUACUGGCAGUAGCUUGUGAGCAGUUUCUGGGUAAAUCAGUGAUGGAAAUCAAAGCUGUGGUUCUGCAGACUUUGGAGGGACAUCUGCGCUCCAUUCUAGGUACUUUAACUGUAGAGCAAAUCUAUCAGGACAGGGACCAGUUUGCUAAGCUGGUGAGGGAGGUAGCGGCUCCUGAUGUGGGCAGGAUGGGCAUCGAGAUUCUCAGCUUUACCAUUAAGGAUGUCUACGAUAAACUAGAUUACCUGAGCUCCCUUGGGAAGACCCAGACUGCUGCUGUCCAAAGGGAUGCUGACAUUGGCGUGGCUGAGGCAGAGAGGGAUGCUGGGAUACGGGAAGCAGAUUGUAAGAAGGAGAUGAUGGACGUCAAAUUCCAGGCUGACACCAAGAUGGCUGACUCAAAACGAGAAUUAGAGCUGCAGAAGGCUUCUUUCAACCAGGAAGUUAACACUAAGAAAGCAGAAGCCCAGCUGGCGUAUGAGCUGCAGGCAGCCAAGGAACAGCAAAAAAUCCGCCUGGAAGAGAUUGAGAUCCAGGUGGUGCAGAGGAAGAAAGAGAUCACCAUUGAAGAGAAGGAGAUUGCCCGGACAGACAAGGAGCUCAUUGCCACAGUCAAGAGGCCCGCUGAAGCUGAGGCCUACAAGAUAGAGCAGCUGGCUGAGGGGCAGAAGAUGAAGGCAGUGCUGAUAGCCCAGGCUGAGGCAGAGAAGAUCAGGAAGAUUGGUGAGGCAGAGGCUUGUUCCAUCGAAGCGGUGGGCAAAGCGGAGGCUGAGAAGAUGAGACUGAAGGCAGAGGCUUACCAGCAGUAUGGCGAUGCAGCGAAGACUGCGCUGGUCCUCGAAGCGCUGCCAAAGAUUGCUUCCAAAGUAGCAGCACCAUUAGCCAAGACCAAUGAGAUUGUCAUCCUGAGCGGGGAGGGCAGCCGUGUGACAGGCGAGGUGAACCGCCUUCUGGCAGAGCUUCCUGUGUCUGUCAAGGCUCUCACUGGAGUGGAUUUGUCAAAGAUCCCGUUGCUGCAGAAGAUGACCACUACUCAAGCCUGAAUACUGAAGACACCACAUGAAUCCAGUAUCUGUUGUAUGCACUCUCAUAGAUUGCCUUUAAUACACUUGAAGAUUUUUGUUGUUUUAUAUGUAUAUACUGUAUACCAAGUGAAUUUUGGAAACCUCUGGUGCCUUACUUUAUACAGGACCAGAAAAUCUGCAUGCACUGCUGCUCAUUCAGAUAAAUUUAGUUUUAACACUGGAAUAUUUAGUGUUCUUUUUCUUUUUUGUAUUCGAAUAGUGUACUGAAUAUUGGCCCAUUUGUAUGAAAUGUCACUGAAGAGGCAGACUGAUGUUAGAGUGGUGAGGCAGUUGACUAGCUGCUGACUCUCACCAGAUUACAUUUAUAUUAAUUACCUUGUGAGCCGACAGCAGAUGUUGACUCCUAUUCUUUGAUAUAUUUACCUGUGGGCUCACUUUCUACACUCUGUAUGUCACAGGCCUUUUUGUUGAUUUAUAUACCUCUCAUUUUAUUGUUAUACAUGUGCAUUCUCUAGAUAAUCUGAAUAUUUAAUUGGUAAUUAUAGAACUUUCUUUGUGCUGUGCA